GAACCCUCCUUUUACCAAAACGCCCACAAAACCGAGACUCCCGGGAUGACAGAAGUCUUAGUGCCCACGAAAGAUACAGAGAACAAAAACCUGGUGCAGUACUAUACCCAGAAAAUCCAGGAUGUUGAGGCUGCAAUAAUUCGGAGAACACACAAUCUUCGGCGUCUAGAGGCUCAGCGGAAUGAGCUUAAUGCAAAAGUUCGCCUGUUGCGCGAAGAAAUCCAAUUGCUACAGGAACCUGGAAGCUAUGUGGGUGAAGUUGUGAAGAUGAUGGGUAAAAACAAAGUCCUCGUGAAAGUCCAUCCGGAGGGAAAGUACGUCGUUGACAUUGCUCCCGACGUUGACGUUCGUGAGAUAAAGCCUAAUAUGCGCGUCGCGUUGCGUAACGACUCGUACCAAUUGAUUAAGGUCUUGCCCAACAAGGUGGACCCUCUUGUCUCUCUCAUGAUGGUGGAAAAAAUUCCCGACUCUACAUAUUCUAUGGUUGGUGGUUUGGAGAAGCAGAUUAAGGAGAUCAAGGAAGUCAUCGAGCUGCCUGUCAAACACCCUGAGCUGUUCGAGAGUUUGGGUAUUCCACAGCCUAAGGGUGUCCUGCUCUACGGUCCUCCUGGCACCGGAAAAACGUUGCUGGCUCGUGCCGUCGCUCACCACACCGAUUGUAAAUUCAUCCGGGUAAGCGGUUCAGAGCUUGUUCAAAAAUAUAUUGGUGAGGGUAGCCGAAUGGUGCGUGAAUUGUUCGUGAUGGCUCGUGAACACGCUCCCUCUAUUAUUUUCAUGGACGAAAUUGACUCCAUCGGCUCCUCUCGUUCAGAAUCCGGCAGUGGUAACGGUGACAGCGAAGUCCAGCGUACCAUGCUCGAACUCCUCAACCAACUUGAUGGUUUCGAACCAACGAAAAACAUUAAGGUUAUUAUGGCAUCCAACCGUAUCGAUAUUCUCGACCCCGCUCUCCUUCGUCCUGGCCGCAUUGACCGCAAGAUUGAGUUCCCCCCACCGUCCGCCGAAGCUCGUGCCGAGAUUCUGCGCAUUCACUCUCGCUCCAUGAACCUUACUCGGGGUGUCGACUUGAAAAGCAUUGCCGACAAGAUGGAAGGUGCCAGUGGUGCCGAGCUGAAGGGUGUUUGCACGGAGGCCGGUAUGUUCGCCCUUCGUGAACGCCGUGUGCACGUUACCCAAGACGACUUUGAGCUCGCCGUUGCCAAGAUUCUCAACAAGGGCAACUCGAGUGAAAUGAGUUUGCAAAAGCUGUUUAAGUAGUUUAAUGAUGUGUCAAUAAGAACGUUACGACAAGCAAGCAACGAACAACAGAAAGAACAGACAGUGAUACUUUAAUAGACCUAUUUACGACAACUGAGCAAAGAACUGCUAGAAGAGAGAACCAACUUACAACCAGAACAACCAGAGAGGAG
Messenger RNA from Schizosaccharomyces japonicus yFS275, 1409 nucleotides. RefSeq names its product 19S proteasome regulatory subunit Rpt6. Gene Ontology annotation, cellular component: proteasome complex; proteasome storage granule; cytoplasm. The transcript is spliced from 2 exons. The record is from RefSeq and is a predicted model, not a curated record. Gene Ontology annotation, molecular function: ubiquitin protein ligase binding; protein domain specific binding; ATP binding. Gene Ontology annotation, biological process: chromatin remodeling; nucleotide-excision repair; proteasome-mediated ubiquitin-dependent protein catabolic process. Bases 46 to 1257 code for a protein of 403 amino acids. NCBI's taxonomy places the organism in Eukaryota, Fungi, Ascomycota, Schizosaccharomycetes, Schizosaccharomycetales, Schizosaccharomycetaceae.